This is a messenger RNA of Linepithema humile (Argentine ant), 1297 nucleotides long. The record is from RefSeq and is a predicted model, not a curated record. NCBI's taxonomy places the organism in Eukaryota, Metazoa, Arthropoda, Insecta, Hymenoptera, Formicidae.
AUAUAAUCAAACAAAUGAUUUAUGGAACAUAGUGCAAACUAUUAUACCAAAUAACUCAACCGCAUUUAUUGUAAAAAGACUUAUAUCUGUUUGGAUAGCGGAAAAAUAUCCUGUACUGUACGUAACACGAAAUCAUUUGUCUAAUAAUAUAAUAUUCCGAUAUCUCACUCUCGAUUUUGACGAGGAUGCAGAACAUCUUUCAGCAUUCGUGACGUACACGACAAAAUCAGAAAUAAACUUUCACGAUAUUUUUACCAAUAAAUCCUUCUGGCUAUCACCGCAAAAAUCGAAAAAAUUAGAGCAAGAGUUUGAUAAAAAUGAUUGGAUUAUAGUCAAUUUACAACAAACAGGGUAUUAUCGUGUUAAUUAUAAUACUGAAAAUUGGCUUAAUCUUGCGCAAUACAUGAAUUCUGUGAAUUAUGUCGACAUUCAUGUUCUGAAUCGGGCUCAAAUCAUAGAUGAUGCGUUUUACUUCCUUACACAUAGACAACUAGAUUACAUUACGUUUUGGGAAAUAUCUGCAUUUUUAUCACGAGAAAUGAAUUAUGUAGCAUGGUAUCCUAUGUUUAAAGCUUUUGAACAUAUGAGUGUUAUAGUUUCAAUUAAAAAUACUGAUCCCCUAAAGGAAAAGAUGGAAAAAAUAUUGAGUGGAGUUCUGAAUCAAAUAGGAUACGUGUCAAAACUACAUGAAAACAAGUUCAAGAAAUGUUUAAGAGAGGAAGCCGUAAAAUGGGCAUGUAUUAUUGGUAACAAAAAAUGUAGAGAAGUAGCCAAUGAGCAAAUGACAAGAGAUCUAUAUUUUGAAAGUGCGACCUUUGUAACGCAAUCGGAAUGGAAACGAUGGAUGUAUUGUAAUGGUUUGGUGUCAGCGGAAAAGUCCAUUUGGUACGCUGUAUGGUACAAAUGGACAGAAACACUUGAUGAUACAAAAAUUUUAGAAUAUUUAACUUGCAGUGAAGAUCCUUUAGUUGUUUCUAAUUAUAUACAGGUGAUUUCGGAUGAUAAUGAUUUAUUACAACGCAACAAUACACGUGCUCACAUAUUUCUUCUUACCGUUGCGAGACAUGCAAGCAACGAUACUGUUUGCAAUUUUAUAUUGCAAAAUCUCAAUAAAAAUAUACUUAUGUUCACCUCUAACACGCAAGCCGACAUAAUUGCCACAUUAAUUGUUAUUAUUACCCACCAACAUGCUGUAGAACAAUUGACUAAGGUGCUUGAAUUUGCGAAAGUUAAUUUGAGAGAAGAGCGAUUAGUUGAUGCUGUUACAAAAAAAAAUUAAAAUCGAAGAGUCGAGUAC